Cryptosporidium muris RN66 is the source of this 1119-nucleotide messenger RNA. RefSeq lists its product as uncharacterized. NCBI's taxonomy places the organism in Eukaryota, Apicomplexa, Conoidasida, Eucoccidiorida, Cryptosporidiidae. The transcript has a single exon. The record is from RefSeq and is a predicted model, not a curated record. The coding region runs from base 1 to 1119 and encodes 372 amino acids.
AUGUAUACUGAUCCACCAAUAGAAUUCGAAAGAUUAAUUGAAGAUGCAAGACACACUUUGAAGUGUAUAAAGGAAGAUGUUAGAUUACCAUGUAAGAUUAUUUCUAACAAAAAAUUAUACAAUAUAUUACAACUAGUAAUAAAAAGAGGCAACGAAUUUCCAGGAGAUUACCCAAAAGUGACUAUUUGUGACAUUAGGAGUCACUACAAAUAUCUUAGCAGUGAUCAUAUUUAUAGUGCAGUGAAUUAUGAUACUAUUGAAAUAGUUAAAGAGAAUGUUAAACCAAUGAGAGAUAGUAGUGAUAUUAUAAAUAAUGUAAUCCAUUAUAUAUUAUAUGAUGAAGAUGGUGAAAUUUGCAAUCAGAUUGAAAAUCCUACUAAUAAGAUAAUUGUAUAUUUAUCCAAAUCUUUACAUAGAGUGAAGUCAAUACAUUUGUUAAAGGGAGGAUAUAAUUGUUUUUACAAUGAAUUCCCAUAUUUAUGUAUCAGUAAUGAUGCAGAGAAGUGUCAAAUUUCAGUGACUCCAUCAUUAUCUGAUAUAAAUAAUAUAUUUAAAUCAAAGGCAAUAUCUGCAUUACAAUAUCCAGUAAUCUUUGGUUGGUCAGAUAAUUAUAAAAUAUACUUAGCAAAUGUUUUUCAAGGAUGCCACCCAGAAAUUACAAAUCAAUUAAUGAUUAAAACUAUAAUUGAUUAUACAACCAAUGGUAUUUAUCCUAAAAAUCGAGAUAUUCAUUACUUUCAUAUUAGUAAUGCUGAAGAACAAAUAGAUGAAUAUUAUAUAAAUCAAGAAGGUAGAUAUUCUUCAUCUCUAACUAAUAGUAUCUUACCAUUUGAAGAAACUAUAAAAUUAUUAAAACAGUUAUUAUCUGAACAUUCAAAUAAAUUAGAUCAAAUUUUUCCAAUUAUGAUUGUUGCUGUAGAUUUAGACAAUAGCAAAGUCGCCAUAGCAGCUGCAAUUAUAAGUUACUUUAGAAAUUGGCCUAUAACAACUUCACUCAUUUUUAUACUUAAUCAGCUAGGACUUGACAAUUUAAUAAUACAAAAAGAUUCUUUAUUAUACAAGUUACUUCACCCAUCAAACGAACAUAUAUCACAACUUUUGAAGAUCAAUUUAAAAUAG